This is a messenger RNA of Helobdella robusta, 3501 nucleotides long. RefSeq lists its product as hypothetical. Gene Ontology annotation, molecular function: protein phosphatase 1 binding; glycogen binding. Lineage: Eukaryota; Metazoa; Annelida; Clitellata; Rhynchobdellida; Glossiphoniidae. The record is from RefSeq and is a predicted model, not a curated record. Gene Ontology annotation, biological process: regulation of glycogen biosynthetic process. Gene Ontology annotation, cellular component: protein phosphatase type 1 complex. The transcript is spliced from 3 exons. Bases 1 to 3420 code for a protein of 1139 amino acids.
AUGUUUUUGUUCAAAUGCUGCACAAACCACACGUCUGAAUCAAGAAGAUCAAACAUCUCACCUUUCAACACGCAUAGAAGACCUCUUCAAAUUUUCAUCAAAACGUCAGUGAAGGCGGUCGCCAAUUCCCCAGUAGACGAAACAACUAAAGACGAAAACCUAAUUAGUUGUCGUGGUAAUGUUAGUGAUUCCAACAGAGACUUAAUUGCUGGUGUUGUCGCUGGGAGUUCUUAUGAUCCGGAUUUAGACAAGGAGUUAGGGAUUAGUGUAGACAUCAAUGGAAAUCCAUUAACUCCCGAGGAACAUUCAAACAUUGGUAGCAGCCUCGAAAUUGAAAAGAAUGGAGACAAUACCAAUUGCCAAUUAGUGUUUCAUGAAAUUGAUAAAAAAAGUGCUGACGAACCGUAUAAAGUUAGUAAAAGAAUAACUACCAAUGGUCACAACUCAACAGAUGCAAACCCUGGAUGCUGUCAAAACAGUUUAGACAUAUGUAACAAUUCACAUCUCAUUGCAUCACUCGAUGAGGAUUUGCGUCGACAAAUAUUUUCUUCUGACAUCUGUGAUAGAGAAAUUUUGAAUUGUGUGCAGAUAACUCAGACGAAGAAAAAAGUCUUACAUUUAAAUUGUGACGAAUACCAAUCAGUAUUAUUCAAUUUCGAGGCUUUUCCUACAAAACUAGAUGAACAUUCUCUCCAACUCAGUCAUCUACUAACAUCAAACGUUUCAAACUCUUAUGAGAAUUUAGAACGUAGCAUCUUAUCAAGCUCAAUUGAGAGCGCAAAGUCAUCAAACUCUACAAACAACAACCACGACAGCUGCUGCAACUGCUACGACAGUUUUGAAUCUGGCUUCUGUCAUUCAACCACAGCCUCGAGCGACGACAACACGGCAACUUCAACAUCCACACCGACCAGGGCGUCCAUUGUAAGCCAAGAUGAGUACAUCAACUAUAAACCCCUACUCUUCUCGUCUUCGGAGUUGAUUGACAAUGACUUGGAUGUGGACAACUUCAGUGAGAGAGGUGGAACAACUGGAGAGUUCAAUUCAUGCAGUGGCGACGAGUUGGUAAAUGAACAUCUGAUCAAGAAUGUAACAAUAAAAUGUCUCGAUGAAGUUGAUUGCGACCAUCAACCUCACAAAACACCCGACAACGAAUCUCCAAUAGACACAAACUCUAAAGAAAUAACAUCAGAUCUUCAAUUUAUAGAGACAAAAUGUGACGACAUGUUGUCACAUUUUUCGAUUUCAGAUACCAAACGAGACGAAACAAUAGCGAAUCAUCCGGCAUAUGAUUUACCAACAAGCUCCAAUACAACCAAAAACUCUUUAAAUCUCAGUCCAACAGAUCCAACAACAAAGAACGUAGAACACAUUCCAAAAAAUAUUUCACAUAAUUUUAAUUUUAUUGAUUUAAAUUCAAACGAAAAUAAUAAUAUAACUUCUGCAGGCGCUGUAAUUGAAACAGAUGAAUCAUCAAACCAUCACCAAACGACAGACAAGUUGCAAUUACAAACUGACAGUGAAUUCAAUGAGACCCAUCUUGAGAGGAUGAAAAAUGAGGAAGGUAUCUUAAUGAACGAGAGCUCAGCAAUGUACUUGAACUGCCUGCUAUCGUCUGCUUCCAAUUUUCAUCCUUCCGAUGAUCAGAAGUGCGCUAACUAUAAAUUAAUUUUUGAACCAACUGAUGCAGAGCAUGAAGAGGAGGAGGAGGAGGAUGAUGAAAAUGAAGAAGAUGAAAAUGAUAAUUAUUGUGAAGAAGCAACGCCCGUUUUCACGAGUGAAGGUUUGGGUGAAAGCGAGGAGAUCAGUGAUAUGCAGCCCCAGACUCGAGACUUGGAAUCGUAUCUCAUCAGCGAACCGACCAACAAUGUGGGACAGGUUUCACGAGUUAAUCCGUACAACCUUUCUACAGAAACUCAACAAAAUGUUUCUGAUUUCACCAACAAUUUGGAUUCGUUGAAGUCUACAAAAUCGCUCAACUUCACUGACGCUCUGAAGCAAACUUCUUGCAACGAGAGCAGUGACAAACUUCGCACAGGCGGCACCCCCGCUUUAGAUUUUCAAAGAUUUUAUUCUAAAAGCACACCAAACAUAAACUCUGACGUCGACAAGAUGAAAUCCUCGCUGACUCUCAUUGAGGAGUACUUCAAUAAAUACAUCAUCGACUGCGAAACCAACGAUGACGAUGAAGAGGAAGUGAAGAUUGAUGGCGAGGGCAACGAGGGCUCCAAUGUUGACCCCAACAGUAGCUGUGAUUCAUCGCCUCUUGAUGCAGACACUUCUUCACAAUCAAAAUUAAUUUCAUCCAACAACGAAAGUAAAAGUAACCAGACGACUCACAAUCAACCGAUGGACACAUUCUCAGAGAUUUGUAAAAAAUUUUCUUCGACGUGUCUUAAUAUCUUGCAAACAUCUUACCCUUCCCUGCACACAACGGGGGACUCCUGUCCAUCCAUCAGUACGAUGAGUUCAAGUCAACAAGAAAGCAACAGCAGCGACAGCCUGAAGAAUAAUUCGCAGUCGGCAGCCACCCUAUCAGCCUUAUACGCCGCUAUAUUUCCUGCGUUCGGUACUUCCGAAGACUCAGACGACCUUUCGAACUCUGCCUCUAAUCAUUUUCUUGUUAAGGAAACGUGUGUGGACGAUCAAGUUCUCAUUGGAAAACCUGAACUGGUGGACAAGAAACCGAACCCCGUGCGCAGAUGUCUCUCGCUGAAAGUUCCAGAAAGUCCCUCGACGAAGGAAGUUCGUAAGAAGAAAAAGAAAGUAAAAUUUGCGGAUGCUUUUGGUUUAGAGUUGGCGAUCGUUCGUUUGAUUUUGAGCGGAGAAAAUCUUUCUGAUGAGGCAUUUCAGCAAAGGUUUCAGGCUGCAACUGCCUCGUAUCAAACCAAUUUCAACAACCAAAAUAACAACAACAAUAUCGUUGCCCACAAAACUUCAACGAAUCGAUCGAGCUGCUUGAAAGGCGCCGUCGACAGCACGUCAGCAAAAAGUGAGAACGUUCAAUCUCAGUCAACUCCAGGCAAGAGAAUAAUCGCUGAUUUUGUUCAACCUGGUAACAGUGAAGACUUCUCAACAAAAGUUUGGUUACAGAACGUAGUGCUAGAAAGCUGCCUGGCAGAGAAGAAAUCCAAUUCGAUUUCGGGCUGCAUACGAGUGUACAACCUGACGUACAGGAAGGAGGUGAUCGUUCGCUACACGAUGAACAAGUGGGCGACAUACAGCGAGCACAAAGCCUCCUACAUAUACGGAUCCAACGACGGAAACUCCGACAGAUUCUCCUUCCUCAUCGCCCUGCCGCCUUAUUUUGACGUUGGAAACACUUUCGAAUUCGCCAUCAUCUAUCGAACGAGUGACGGUAGAGAAUUUUGGGACAACAACCACGGACGUAAUUAUACGAUGACGUGUCAAAAAUGUUAAAUUGCAUUUAAUUUCUUUGUUUUUUUUUGUGUGUAAAUAAUUAAAUUAUAGUUGUGUCAACGAUGAUGAUGUAACAUUCUU